This is a messenger RNA of Fraxinus pennsylvanica, 606 nucleotides long. The record is from the annotation of a GenBank genome assembly. Lineage: Eukaryota; Viridiplantae; Streptophyta; Magnoliopsida; Lamiales; Oleaceae.
AUGGUGGAGAGUAAUGACAAUAAAUUGGCUGGGAGUGUGAAAUCCAAGAAAUCGCAAUUCCUUGUCCGCCAAUUUGAGAACACGAUGAAAAGUGUGAAGAAUGUGCUUGGGAGACGGCGGAAGAAAGUUGGAGAAGCAACAAUGCAGGCUAAAGAUCUUGCUGGGAACACUUGGCAGUACCUGAAAACGAGCCCCAGUCUAGCUGAUGCUGCCUUGGGAAGAAUUGCACAAGGAACAAAGGUUCUAGCUGAAGGUGGUUAUGAGAAAAUAUUUCGACAAACAUUUGAGACAGUUCCCGAGGAGCAACUGCAAGAUACAUAUGCAUGUUACUUAUCCACAUCCUCUGGUCCAGUAAUGGGUGUAUUGUACGUCUCUUCUGCUAAGCUUGCAUUUUGUAGUGAUAAUCCACUUUCAUAUAAAGCUGGUGACAAGACUGAAUGGAGCCAUUAUAAGAUGCUCUACUAUGUUCUCUCUAAAAUGGGCUUUUUAUGUGGUUGUGUUCCUUUUUCUUUCAUUGUGACGAAUAAUUUAUUUUUGAGCUACCAAAUCUUCAUCCGGUCAUUACAAGAUAUAGUAUACAUUAAACAUACGAGAAUUUUGCAAUGA